CUCAAUUUUAUUUCCUAUUUCUCGCUUUCUCCUUUCUCAAACAAACCCUUGCUUUCGUGUAAAAUCUCUAGAAACCCAACUCACCGAUUCACAACCGAUCCAACUCACAAUGGAAAACCAAGGGGAAACUCAGCAACCGCAUCUCGUCCUCUCUCACAAGCUAUUCCUCUUGACUCACCCAGACGUCCAAGACAUCGAGAAGGUCCGCUUGAAGGAGGAGGUUUUGACCACUAUCAAAUCCGACGAUAUGGUUCCGUUGUAUGAAACCCUAGUGGCGGAGUCAUUGCUGGAGAAAGAUCAGAGUCUUUUGGAUUCGAUGCGAGCUAAGAAUGAAGACGAGCUUAAGAAGCUCGAUGAGAAGAUUGCUGACGCUGAAGAAAAUUUAGGUGAAAGUGAAGUUCGAGAAGCUCAUUUAGCUAAAUCCUUGUUCUACAUUCGGAUUGGUGACAAGGAGAAAGCAUUGGAACAACUCAAGGUGACAGAAGGCAAAACAGUUGCCGUUGGGCAAAGGAUGGACUUGGUGUUCUAUACUUUACAGCUUGCAUUUUUCUACAUGGAUUUUGAUCUCAUUUCCAAGAGCAUUGACAAAGCAAAGAACUUGUUUGAAGAGGGAGGUGACUGGGAAAGGAAGAACCGCUUAAAGGUUUAUGAAGGCUUGUAUUGCAUGUCCUCUCGAAAUUUCAAGAAGGCAGCUGACUUAUUUUUAGAUUCUAUCUCAACCUUCACUACAUAUGAACUUUUCCCAUAUGAUACCUUCAUAUUUUAUACUGUCCUUACAAGCAUCAUAUCACUGGAUAGAGUUUCUUUGAAGCAAAAGGUGGUAGAUGCUCCUGAGAUCUUGACAGUGAUUGGGAAAAUCCCAUAUCUUUCAGAGUUUUUGAACUCAUUGUAUGAUUGUCAAUAUAAAUCAUUUUUCUCAGCAUUUGCUGGCCUGACCGAGCAAAUUAAACUGGACCGUUAUUUGCAUCCACACUUCCGAUAUUACAUGAGGGAGGUCAGAACUGUUGUCUAUUCCCAGUUCUUGGAAUCCUACAAGAGUGUUACCAUUGAAGCAAUGGCUAAGGCUUUCGGGGUGACAGUGGAUUUUAUUGAUCUGGAACUAUCACGUUUCAUUGCAGCAGGGAAGCUUCACUGCAAGAUUGAUAAGGUUGCAGGUGUUCUUGAAACCAACCGCCCUGAUGCGAAGAACGCUCUCUACCAAGCAACUAUCAAGCAAGGAGACUUCUUAUUGAACCGGAUCCAGAAGCUGUCUCGCGUGAUUGAUCUUUGAAGUAGGUAGACAUUUUGUUGUGAUUCAGAAAUGAUUCUGAAACUUGAGAAUCCCAGAGAAAGAUGGAGCAUGUUGAUUUUUUUUUUCAUCAUUUGAUCAAUGUGAUACUAGUUAAAAUGCUCCUUAUUUGUUUAUUUGCCCAGGUAUUGUUAAGAAUCUGAGCAUGAUCACGGGUGUCAGUUUUUAUUUUCUGAAUUGAAUUCCUUUUCAGAUGCUUA
Populus trichocarpa (black cottonwood) is the source of this 1488-nucleotide messenger RNA. RefSeq names its product 26S proteasome non-ATPase regulatory subunit 6 homolog. Lineage: Eukaryota; Viridiplantae; Streptophyta; Magnoliopsida; Malpighiales; Salicaceae. The coding region runs from base 110 to 1270 and encodes 386 amino acids. Gene Ontology annotation, biological process: proteasome-mediated ubiquitin-dependent protein catabolic process. The transcript is spliced from 8 exons. The record is from RefSeq and is a predicted model, not a curated record.